CCCCUAAUUCUUUGGCGAUUUUCAGCGGCGCAGCACUGCCUGAAAUGUAGAAAAUAUUUUCGGGUACUUUUCUCACGAUGAUGCGGCUUUGCCGUAGAAUCAUAUCUGAGGAAUUGCCCGCCCUGUACAGUUCGCCAGUCACUCGUUUGCAUCAUUUGUUUUCUGCUUUCAGUCCGAUCGUCAUGGCGCGAUUGUCUGCUGUGUUAGUGCUCUUCAGCAUGCUAGGCGCUAACCUGGCCGCUGCAUCGCCCGUCUAUGACCAGGAGCAGCAAGAGCGUGACGCGACCUGCGAUAACAACUGCUUCUUUGGUAGUUUUCCGGGUGGGUCCUGCACCAACGAUGCAGCAUGUAUGUGCACGCAGCAGAAGUACCGCGAGAAAUACUUCUGCUGUAUGGCGGAGAAGUGCGCUGCCUCGGUCAUGCCCGAUUCCAUCACGCGACAGACUUCGGAAUGUGAAGCUAGAAACCUGCCGUUCACAUUUGAUGCUGAAGCAGUCUGCGGCAUCAAGCUGACUACCUCCUCCACCUCCUCUGCCCCGGCCGCAGUUACUGUCACAGUCACAAGUGAUAGCCCAUCUUCCACUGUUUCCACUACGUCUUCUGUGGCUUCGGCUGCAGACACCACCGCAGCUACAUCCUCGAGCAGCUCGGGGUUGUCAUCUUCCAGCAGCCAGACUGGUACGGGCGGCUCGACACCAUCGCCCACUGCCAAUAGUGCGCCAGUGGAGAAGGCCAUGUUGACGGGCAUUGCAGGCCUAAUCGUGGGAGUUGGAACGUUCUUGCUUUAGUAGAUGGAACAGGCUUGGUGUACUAAAUUUUCAAAUUAGCCUAGUCUCAGUCCGCACAACAUAAUAGUAAUCCUAAUUGCUCGAUUCUGACCUUUGCACGCCUUCAUGUCCUGGAGCCUUCAUGUCCUUGCGAUUGACAUAAGUUCUUGAAGAGAUGAGAGCCACGCUGCAGAUUCUCCUCGGCCUGAAUACCGUUGCAUGGCUUGUCGGCUCUAGAGCGGAGAGGGCCAGUAUGAUGUCGGCUUGACUAUGCAAAAAGUACUUCUUUGAUGCCGCAGAGCAAGUAGCCAAGUGGAUGCCAAGCCCUGAAAGCUACGCUUCAGGGCUCAUUAUGCAGAAAGUACGAACCUGUAG
Molecule: messenger RNA, 1142 nt
Organism: Truncatella angustata
Lineage: Eukaryota; Fungi; Ascomycota; Sordariomycetes; Amphisphaeriales; Sporocadaceae
Exons: 3
Coding region: 78-788 (236 amino acids)
Source: RefSeq, a predicted model, not a curated record